CAGAACUCGAGACAUAUAUGAUUAUUUAUAUCUUGCAUUGUUUUAGUUGUUUUUUCUUGUACUUUUUUUUUUGUUUUUUGGAUAUGUAUGCAUGACAUUAAUGUAUCUACAUUUAUUUGAUUGUGUUCUUUUCUUUAAAUAUAAUUUUGUCUGCUUUUUUAUUGCAUAUAAUUGAAUUUCAAUUACUAAUUAAGAUUGUAGGAUUAGCACUAUGACUUCAGAUGGAAAACAAGCAGCUAAUGAGAAGAAUAGUACUAUUGGCAAUGUUAGAUGGAGAAAUACUGAGGAUGCUACCCUUGUUAAGGCACUAAUGAGACUUAUAGAAGAUGGUGGUUGGAGAGCAGAAAAUGGUCAGCUCAAGUCCGGUGCUUAUGGGAAGCUUGAAAAAAUAAUGGAGGAUAUACAACCUGGUUGUGGAAUGAAAGCUCGACCACAUAUUGAGUCUCGGGUCAGAUUAUGGAGGAAGCAAUAUUUUGCUAUCGAAGAGAUGCGUGGUCCAAAUUGUAGCGGAUUUGGCUGGAAUGAAUUAGAUAAAUCCAUCACUUGUGAGAAGAGUAUUUUCGAGGAUUGGUUAAAGAGUCAUCCAAAUGCCAAGGGACUAAGAAAUAAAUCAUUUCCAUAUUAUGAUGAGCUUUCUCAAGUAUUUGGCAAAGAUAGAGCUAACGGUGAAUGUGUUGAAAGCCCUGCUGACGCGGUGGAAGAAAUUGCUAAUGAGGAGGAAAAUACACCACAACAAUCCGAACAUCAGAAAGAGAACACUGAAGAUGAGGUAAGUCCCAGGAUAGAUGUUCAAUCUGCUGACACAAAUUCUCGUGCGAAUAAAAGACUGAAAGCAGACUCUUUGGAAAUUGUAAAAGAGCUUACUUUCGGAUUGCAAAAAAUUAGUAAUGUGAUGGAAACCGGAAAUGAGAAUAUUGCAAAGCUAACUAGUUGUUUCCAGCAUGAGUCUGACGGUGCUAAGAAAAGAAGCCUCGUAAACUCUGAGCUUAUGAAGGUUGCGGGACUUACAGCUGAAGAAAUCAUCAAGGCAGGGAGAAAAAUAGCACUUGAUCCUUUGGAGACUGAUUAUUUUUUUAGUUUACCAGAAGAUUUUCGAUCCACAUAUGUGCAAGCCUUGCUUCUUCCUGACUAGUGAUCAAAAUUGAUCAACUUGACCUGCUUAAACACUUUUUUUAUUAUUAUGUUUUUUUAGAUUUUUCAUUUCAAUUAUUCUUCCUAUUAUGAUUGUAAUAUUUGAAAGUCUCCGAUGCUUUAAGUUGGGUGAACUUAUUUCAUAUUGAUAUUCUAUUAUAUUUUAAG
Messenger RNA from Daucus carota subsp. sativus, 1299 nucleotides. RefSeq lists its product as uncharacterized. Lineage: Eukaryota; Viridiplantae; Streptophyta; Magnoliopsida; Apiales; Apiaceae. The transcript is spliced from 2 exons. The record is from RefSeq and is a predicted model, not a curated record. Bases 212 to 1132 code for a protein of 306 amino acids.